AUGAAAGAAGUAGGUUUUGGAGGUGGCGGCAGCAGCAGCUUUGGGGGUAGCAGUUUUGGAGGUGGUGGCGGUGGCUUUGGACGUAGUAGCUUUGGAGGCGGCGGCAGCGGUUUUGGAGGUGGCAGUAGCAGCUUUGGAGGCGGCAGUGGCGUCUUUGGAGGCAGCUCCAACUUCAGUAGUGGCUCCAGCUUUGGUGGUUCCAACUUUGGAGGCUCCAACUCCUUCAGGGGGAAAGGAUAUGGUGGAGGUAGUGGAGGUUUUAGAGGGGGUGGAUUUAGAGGAAGCUCUGGAGGAGACUACAGAGGGUCUGGAAGAGGAGGUUUCAGAGGAUGUGGGGAUACCAGCGGGGGAGUAUGCGGGGAAACUAUGGAGGUGGCUUAUUUGGGCAAGGAAGAGGAGGCUAUUGAAAUUUGGUUAUGUCAGCAUUUACUUGCAGACAGUUCUAAAAAAAUAUGCAUGUUCUGUAUUCCCAAGAAAUUUGUUUGCCACCAGGAAGUAAAUCCUUGUCUACCCAUUCCAUGGUUCAUUUUAGUUUAA
Elephantulus edwardii (Cape elephant shrew) is the source of this 537-nucleotide messenger RNA. Its product is annotated as ATP-dependent RNA helicase A-like. The record is from RefSeq and is a predicted model, not a curated record. Lineage: Eukaryota; Metazoa; Chordata; Mammalia; Macroscelidea; Macroscelididae. The coding region runs from base 1 to 537 and encodes 178 amino acids. The transcript has a single exon.